Molecule: messenger RNA, 2067 nt
Organism: Eruca vesicaria subsp. sativa (arugula)
Lineage: Eukaryota; Viridiplantae; Streptophyta; Magnoliopsida; Brassicales; Brassicaceae
Source: the annotation of a GenBank genome assembly
AUGGCGGAGGAAGAUGUCAUCGCUUACCCUGUGCAGCCUUCCGACCACAAGCGAAAGCUUGAGAAUGUCGAAUCCGAGAUCCUGGAGCAAAAUCCCGGCUCGAUUGAUCAGUCUAACGAAGCUUCUGUAGACGGUGCCAAAGAAGCAUCUGAGUAUUCUCAGGCGAAGCGCCCGAAGAUCGACGGCGAGGCUGACGAUGGGUUAGGUGUUGGGAAUAUUGUAGAGAGGAAAGAAGAAAGUGGCGAGGAAUCUGAAAAUAAGAUGGGUGAUAAUGGUAAACCUGAGGAUAACCAACCAGAUUCUGUUGAGGCUGCUGAAGAAAAUAACCAGGUGACCACUAGUGCUUCUCCCCAGAGGAAAGCUGACGACACUAGUAAGGAAACGACUGAUGCUCUUGUUCAGAAAGAAGUUGAAAAAGAAAGCAAGCUAGUGGAUGAUGAUGGCUCUCACAAGGAAGCAAAUGCUGGUGGCUGUCUGGAGAAGACUGGUGAUGAGAGUAAGGAAGUUGAUGGUAGUGGUUCUCAUGAAGACGGAAGUAAAGAAGUAAAUGGCGGCAGUUCUCAUAAGGAGGUUGACGACACCCAGUCCACAACUCGUAAAAUAGAAGUCCCCAGUUCAAAGGUUGGCACGCUUAUUGGUAAAGGUGGGGAGAUGGUACGGAAUCUUCAGCUCAGUUCUGGUGCCAAGAUCCAAAUUCGGAGGGAUUCAGAGGCUGAUCCCAAUUCAGCUUUAAGGCCAGUGGAGAUAAUUGGAAAUCUUGCUUCUAUUGAGAAAGCAGAGAAGCUUAUUAAUGAAGUUAUUGCUCAGUCUGAAGUUGGAGGUGUACCUGCCCUUUUUGUAAGAGGGGCCCCAGAACAAAUCGAGAUAAAAGUUCCAAAUGAUAAGGUUGGUGUCAUCAUUGGCCGAGGCGGGGAAACUAUCAAGAACAUGCAGACAAAGUCGAGAGCACGGAUUCAGUUAAUACCACUUGAAGAAGGCGAUGGCUCUAAGGAAAGGACUGUUCGUAUUUCUGGGGAUAAAAGGCAAAUUGAUAUAGCUACGGCGUUGAUAAAGGAUGUCAUGUAUCAGGAUACAAGGCCAUCACACUAUUCUAGUGGUUAUAACUCGCCUGCUUACCAACCACGGGGACCUGGUGGUCCGCCUCAGUGGGGUGGUCCACGUGGUCCUCAUGGGCCCCAUUCAAUGCCAUACAAUUAUCACCAUGGUGGACCUUACCCGUCUCAUGGUUCACAUUACAGACCUCCCAAUUCCGGCGGUUAUCCUCCACAUCAUAUACCUCCGAGGAGUGGAUAUGGUUCUGGUUGGGAACAAAGGCCUCCACAUUCUGGUCCGUAUGAUUAUUACAGUAGGCAAGGACCUCAAAACCCAGGUCCUCUGCCCAACCAUACUGCUCCGUAUGCUCAGCAGAACUAUGAUAAUCCUCCUAUGCAGCAACCUUAUGGUGGAUACCAACAGGGCUAUCCACCGGCAGGUGGUCAGCACCAAAUGCAGCAGCCAAGUAGACCUUAUGGUAUGCAAGGACCAGCAGAUCAAGGAUAUGGGCCUCCAAGGCCAGCAGCACCUUCUGUUGAUGUGUCUUACCAAGGUCCAACUCAAGCAGCACCAUCUUAUGGUACAAAUAUGGCUCCACCACAACAGCAAUAUGGUUAUGCAUCAAGUACUCCUGGUCAGCCAACGUACCCUUCAUACAGCUCUGCAGCACCCUCUGAUGGUUAUAAUAGUUCACAAGCACCAGCAGUUGCCCCAGCUUAUGAGCAGCAUGGUGUUCUGCCAGCUUCCGGUGUGCAGCUGACAUCAGCUGGGUAUGGGCAAGCACCUCCAACCGGUGGUUAUAGCUCAUAUCCCUCUACACAGCCGGCUUAUGGUAAUGCCCCGGCUCAGAGCAAUGGAAACUACGGAUACGGUCCUCAGUAUCCUAGCUAUGGGGGUGGAAACGCUUCAGCAUAUCCUACUGCUGCACCUGUUGGCCAAACCGUUUAUUCCCAGAAUGCAACUGGUCAGGCCGGCUACGAUCAGUCUGCAACUCAGUCAGCAGGCUAUGCAGCUGCUCCCGGAACAGCACAGUGA